AAAAAUUGUAAAAACAAUUUAAAAUAAAUUUCAAUAAUGUCGAAUCAGAAACGUCGUGAGAAAUGCAAUAAGGAUACACGAUGGGAUCGCAUAAGGAAACGUUAUUUGAAUGUCAAUCCUUUGGCUCUUAAAACGGAUGCAGUGCGUCGUUUUAUUGAAUUGGACUGUGUGGGAAAACAUGAGGAACGUCGCCUUAUUGAAGGUGAUAGGCCCAAGCAUCUAAAUCCUAGUGUUAUAAUGGAUAUGCGGCAUAGGAUGUUUCAGCAAAUACCCCAUAAGUUGCCAUUGGCCACAAUGGCACAUGGCAAUAGUCUGGAAACGACAAAGGCUCAUAAUUUGGAGGUGGAGAAGCGUUAUAUUGACAAUCAAUUGGAAAAAUUUCGCCAACAAUUGGCACGACAGCAUCCCAAGGAUAAAAAAGGGAUACGAGUGCGUCCAACUAAACCAGAUUUCAAUUUGAAUAAUGCUCCUCUAGUCCAGAGUUUAGCUUCAGCGGCUCAGCACAUUGAUGAUUUCUAUAGCACUCCAGUUGUGGCUUUGGGUCAAGUGUCCAAAAUAUGUUCCACAUCCAAGCAGGUGGCUACAACGAGUCUGCUGAGGCAUUUGGAACAGGCUGAACAGGAGGCAGAUAUGGAACAUGGUUGGAUCAUUCAUGAGGAGGAGCAUGUGGCUCAAGUAAAGGAAAUUGCUGAUGAAUUCAGGGAUGAGGAAAUUAAAUCGUUAGCUUUGGAUUUGGAUUUGUUGGAGUAUCGUAAGUUUACCAAGCAGUUGCAAGUGGAUGAGAAUAAGGCGAAACUGGAGCUAUGUCGCACACCAAGCCCAUUGACCCCCACCGAGGAGUUCUUUAGACCUAUGCGAGCUGCUGCCGAGCGUCAAAUGCUUCACAUGCGCACCAUACGCCACGAGGAGGAGUUGCAGGAGCAACAGCAACUGCAAAGGGACUCAUCUACACCUCAAUUGCAGAGAGAGUCCUCCACAUGCUCCAAUACCAGCGAUGGCAUAGAUUCGGUUAUAUCGGAUCUAGCCGAGGAGGCUUUGUACGAACUCCAAAUGGAGGCGGCUGAAGAGCAAAAAGAACAAGUGGACAAGGACAAGGAUAUAGUCAGUGGCAGUUGCCCUAAACAUGUCCAGUUUCAGUUGCCAGCAAAGAAAACACCCACGUCCAACAUACCCAUAGCCAUAAACAAACUGGAGGAGAAAUCCCAUGUAGAAAACGAUCUGGAACCAUUGCUUAUACGCCGCAUAGAUGUACCCAAAGUGGUGGUAAGGCCAAAAGAACCAGAAUUAGCUCCAACUUUCAGUGAUGAUGAUGAUGAUGAAGCAGAGGAUAUGCUGGAGCCCGCCCAUGAGAAGCAUCGCAUUAUUGAUCAACUUUUUCAGGCCAGAGCCAAUACUGAAUUGGUUUUGUUGCGGAAAUAUUUCCUUAGAUGGAUACACUAUACAACGCUAGAGAAGAUUGAGCGUGAUCAGCAAGGAUGUCGAUAUGGUACGACAGCCGCCAAUCGUGUGCAGAAAAUUAAUGCCUUCCUGGACAAAGUUAGGCAGGAGAAACAACGACAAAGGACCAUAAAGCAAACGAAGAUCACUGCAAGUGAUGUGGAAAAGGGGACACAAAAGUCAUUGGAACAGCGAGAAGAGUCCAUCAAAUUGGCUAAGCAGUUCAAAAAUAAGCUAAAAGUCCAACAGGAUAUUAUAGAUUUGCAGCGCAUAAAAUUGGAACGUCAGGAACGUUUGAUUAUGCAACUGAAGCUCAGUAAGCUCAGCGAUGAGGCCAAGGAGGCACGUGAAGAUCUUAAACAGGAGCUAAAAACCGUCAUCCGUUGCGGUGAUCCCAAGGCAAAGGCCAAAGCCAAGUGUCUUCAACUUAUUGGCAGUUUGCGAGAUGCCGAAGAUGAGGAAGUGGCCAGAUUGCAGGGAAAAGCCUUGCUCCAGCCACGUUUCCUGCAGCACAUGCAAGAGCGAGCCAUGGAGCGAAGUGUGCGUCAUGAACAGGCACGCCAGCGGCGAGCUCAGGCUGAGGCGGAACGGGAAGCAGCCAAAAUGGCCCUUGAGGAAGCCAAACGGCAGGAGGAUGAAGAGGCUAAACGUCUGCGUAUAGAGGUCCUUAAAGAAAAACGGCGCCAAGAGAAAAUGGCUAAGAUCCUCAAAGAACGUGAACGUCAACGUUUCUUGGAAAACCAAAAGAAGGCUGUAGAAUUCGGUCGUCGCCUGAUCCUCAGUCGCAUUGGCAUGGAGGGAUUCAAGCGUCUCUUACAACGAAAGCGCGAAAAUCUAGUGAAAUGUGAAGAGUUCCGACGACGUUUAUACAAGAAGAAUGCCUUUCUUGCCUGGCGUGGCUAUGCCGCCUUCAGGCAACGCCAGAAAAUUGUUCGCGCCGACCAAUGCCAUAAUCGUGCCCUCAAAAGGCGUGUCCUAUACGCAUGGAUCACCUAUGUGCAGGAUGAGAGAAGCAAAAUGUUAGUGGCCAUCGAUUGGCAUGCUCUUCAUGCCAUGGAACAUUGGUUUGAUCGUUGGCAGAAAUAUACAACUCACAAUAGAUUAUUGGAAGAUACCAAAACAAAGCAGGCCAUAUCACAUCAUGAAUGGCAUUUGAAAUGGAAAGUUCUGGAUUGUUGGCGACGUUUGCCGCAAAUCUUAAAAAUUGAAAAGGAAACCGAAGAACGACGUCAACGUUGGCGUAUGAAAAUUUGGGAACUUUUACCCGAUUACAAGCCUCGGGAAGAUAGUCUCUGGUAGUUUUAAUUCACAACUUUUAUCAUUUAUGCUUUUUAAGUU
Drosophila willistoni is the source of this 2775-nucleotide messenger RNA. RefSeq names its product trichohyalin. The coding region runs from base 37 to 2736 and encodes 899 amino acids. NCBI's taxonomy places the organism in Eukaryota, Metazoa, Arthropoda, Insecta, Diptera, Drosophilidae. The record is from RefSeq and is a predicted model, not a curated record. Gene Ontology annotation, molecular function: phosphatase binding. The transcript is spliced from 4 exons.